Molecule: messenger RNA, 4291 nt
Organism: Cuculus canorus (common cuckoo)
Lineage: Eukaryota; Metazoa; Chordata; Aves; Cuculiformes; Cuculidae
Gene: MAIP1
Product: matrix AAA peptidase interacting protein 1
Exons: 5
Coding region: 16-729 (237 amino acids)
Biological process (GO): protein insertion into mitochondrial inner membrane from matrix; inner mitochondrial membrane organization
Cellular component (GO): mitochondrial inner membrane
Molecular function (GO): ribosome binding
Source: RefSeq, a predicted model, not a curated record
CCCGGCGCGGCCCCCAUGGCGCUGCGCGCGCUCCCGUCCCGCGCGCGCUGCCUGGCGCUCCUGGCGGCGCCGCGCCCCCCCCCACCCCGCGCGCCCUCCGCGCCGCGCCCCCGUCCCGCCGCGCGCCUGUGGAGCGACGCGGGGCAGCGGCCGCAGGGCCAGGAGCCGCCGCGGCGGGUGGUAGUGGUGAGGCUCGGCAGCCCCCUCGCCUGGCUCCGCACCCGCUUCUGCCAUCUCCUCAUCCGCCUCUACUUCGACCGAGAGUUCAGCGUCGAGGAGUUCACGCGCGGCGCCAAGCAGGCCUUUUCUGUUGUUUCAAAGCUGCUGUCUCAGCGCAAACUUGACCUCCUGGAAGAACUUGUGUCAGCAGAGGUACUUCAGGUGCUGAAGGAAAAGAUUUCUUUGCUCCCUGACAGCUACAGGGAUGCUUUAGCAGCUGACAUUGAUGCAAUCAUGUACACAACAGAAGGAGAUGUUCGCAUUUACUAUGAUGAUGAUGGAAGGAAGUUUGUUAGUAUCCUGAUGCGUUUCUGGUAUCUGAAUGGUGCUGACCUACCUGAUGAAGUACCAGGUGAAACCAAAGUUUUCCAGAUUAUGUUUGGAGAUGAAAGCACAAAAGAGAAAAGACAUCUUUUAACAGCAAACUAUGAAUUCCAAAGGGAGUUUACGGAAGGAGCAAAACCAGACUGGACAAUUACACGGAUUGAACAUCCAAGGCUAUUAGAAUAAAGACCUUCUACAGUCUUUUUAUGUACCGUUCUAAAUGUUCUGAUGUACAAAUAUCAGGCUAUUUUGAUCUGUUUUCUCCCUUCCUGCCUUCUCCUCCAAAAGACGGAUUAAUUUUGUAAGUUUGGUUUUCCCAGAUUUUUUUCUGAAACUUAGAUUAUGCUGCAACAUUACAAUAAAACUGUUUCCCUGGAGCAAGCUAGUGCAAGUUUAAUUAGUACUAAUGCUUAUGCAACGCAUUUUGACAACAAAGUUUCAUGCAGGCCGAUGUUAUGGGUAUGUCGACUUUCUUACAUUCUGAGAAGAAAUGGUACUGCUUGAAGAUAAAUAUCACUUUCAUGACUUCUGAGUUAUUUUCAUGUGUUUCUCUUUUCUAUAGGGACUGUACAAUAUAGAACAAUAAUAUGCAACAUGAAAUAGAGGUAGAUGGACAUCUUAGAUUGUCUAGGCUUGGCAGUUCAUUUUGAGGUGAUCUUGCUUUUGCAUAUAUUGGAGAUUAAGAGCCAUUAUCAGUAUUUGGUACAGGAUUGGAGUAUGAAAAAACUUUUAGCAUUGCACUGGGAAAAUGGAUCAAAGACAUCUCUAUAUUUUGAAAAAUAAAACCAGCAUUCAUUUCAAUUUAAAAAACUAGAAGCAAUUCCAAGUGCAGAGGUUUAUGAAAGAAAAAUCAGUCUAAACCAUGAAUUUAAGAGGACCUGACGAUGAUACUAAAUGAAGGCCUCUGUUUGAAAUGCUAGUUGAAGAAAUAAGCGAAUCAUUAAAAUUGGAUGUUGCAAAUUAACGAUUUCCCAUUUCUCUCUGCGGAACAUGAGAUCCCUGCUGUAAGUAGCUUUAUAUUUUUAUAUACAGAUCCAUCAGGAAAUCAUUAUAACUGUUUUUUUCUUAUCCCCCAUCUCAACUUUAAAGAUAAACUUAACUUUCUACCCAGGCAUGCUGUAGAAAUUCCUGCAGUGUUUUCAAAAUGUAAAAUAAGUGUAAUUACUGUGAUUCACAGUAGUUGUGAUUGAAAAGUAUGUUAAAUUUUCUGUAGUUCAGCUCUUUUGAUGCAGUGGUUUAAUCAGAAGAAUGUUUGACGCUUGACAACAAGUUUUUGUGUCAAAUCUUGGCAAAGUAGUUACUGUAUUUUGCAUUGCCUUAGCAGCAACAGCCUGGCCUUAUAGAAGAGAAUUUGCGAUUUAUCCUCUGGACAAAGUUGAGCCAUGAUAGAGCACCUUGUCUUCAGGGGAGAAACAAAAUCUGGUAUUUAAAAUUAUUUAUAACAGUUUUGUAUACAGUCAGUCUGAAAAAGUUUGAGGCAAAACAAAAAACAUUUAUUAAUCUGUAGGAGAUGUGCUGGAGUGAUGCUCAAUAGUACCAUGGCCAGUUUAGCCACUGAGUGAUGUGCUCAAGAAACUGCAAUCAGCUAUAUUUAAUGUAGGGCAGGAGAAACAAGCAAAACACCAGUGAAGUGUGCAGAUACACGUAGAAGUCAUGGAGCGAAAGAGAGCAAAAGCCAAUGAAGCCAUGUUUAUAUUCGGGAGUAACUGCUUUCUCAUUAAAGUAACGGAGGUCUAUCUAGAAAUGCUGGUAUAUCUUUAUUUGUAAUUUGGGCUAUUUUAGUGUAGUCUUUGAUUGGAUACACCAAAAAGGGAGUCUCUGUCAUGGCUGAUGAUGGGUUGCCCUUUUACUGGUGAGUGCUUCAUUUUUGGAAGUGAAGGCAGAGUAGUCCCUUCUGUAUGACUAAUAAUAAAAAAAAAAGAUUAUUUUUUUCAUUCACUAUAAAAUUAUGACUAGAUAUGAAUGUGCUCCAGGUUGAUAACACAUUUUUGCUGAGAAAAAGAUGCCGUUGAAAAUUUUUACUGCAGUAUUUUAUUCUUUCAAAGCUGUGUUUGUCUUGUGGGCUUCAGGGUGUGUGUGGUUGUUGGAUAUUUAAGGGUGUAUUUCACCUUAAUCUCAGUUUUUAAAAUUGUACUCGUGACUACAAAUCUCCAUCAGAUGCAGAACUACCAAAAAUAAAUCAUAAUAAGUACUAUUACACCAAAAAUAAAUCAGAAAGGCACAUAAAUUACUAAGCUUACUGUACUGGAAAGUGGUUUGCUUCCACUGUGAAUAAAACUGGUGUAAUUAAACUGGAUUUACAGUCUAAUACUGGCUUCAGAAAAAAACCCACCCAACCCACCAACCCACUCCCCCAAACUGACCCCAAACCAAACUCAUUAGGAAUGGACAAAUGUAAAUCUUCAAGAAGAGAGCACUGAAGUUUAGAGGAAGCUUUGCCUCCCUUUUACCUGCCACUCAAAUCUAAUCAUAGGAAUUGAUCAGACUGAAGUAAACGUCAGUGAAGGGUGUUUGUCAUCUUAUGGCAUCCACAUUUUCUCUUGUGGAAAUGUUGCUUGUACAGGCAAAAGAGGAACUUCUGGUUUCUGCGUUGCCAGCCAAAUGUAUCUACCCUAGCCCUCUAUUAUGUAAGGAAAGAAAUAUAUUUGGUGUUUUCAAGCUAGGUCCUAGUGAAUACGUUUCUAUUUACUAUCAAGAUUGUCUCAAAUUCUCAUGGCAAAAAGAACAAAUAAAGGGUUAUGUUUGCUAUGUCUCGGUCUGAGACUUUAAGGCAAAGAAGAAUAUUGUGGUAUAACUGGGGGAUUUCCAAUACUGCUAUUCAAAUACCUUACUCUAAAAAUUAUAAUACCAACUUAAGUGUUCCUGCAUUUUUAAAAAAUGCUGAAGGAAUUGUUUUAUUAGAAACAUCUCUGUGAUUCAGGAGUGAUGCUGCUGAACCCGGAACACUGUGUGGGGAGCUAUGUGUCACAGCAUGAAAGUAAUCCCAAAUUCUCUUACUGAUGCAUCUCAGAGACCACCUUAGAAAUCACAGUGUAUAAGGAUCUAGGUGUGCUUUAUUUCUUUUCCAUCUCCUUGCCUGACUUCCAUUUCUGCUGCUGUAAUUGCAGUCUGAUCUAAAAUAUUUGCAGUUUUAGCCUGCAAACUUCUUCAUUCAGCUCGCACUAGUUCUUGAAAACAAUGUUACCAAGUUGGAUAGUGAUUUUUAGAGUAGAAUUCAUAUCUCUAUUAGCAAUGCUGACAUUUCUGAUUCAUGUUACACAGAACGGCAAGGUCCAAAGGUGUAUGGACUAUGCAUUGAACUGGGGAUGGAGAUUCAAAGUACUACAUGCUUCCUCCCUGGGUGAAAUCUGAAAAAUGUUUAUUCAUGUAGAGUUUGGGAAGCCUUUAUUUAUUUAUUUGUUCAGCUGAAACUGUGGUGAUGUUUACUAAUUACUGACACUGCUCAACUGUGAACAGCUGCUUGGCACAUUUGGCACAUUUUCAAUCCGUAUGUCUAAAUGUUGUCAAGCACUAAUGAAAUCUGGACAGCAAAAACCCUGCUGAUUUCCACACCCCUCUCACCAGUAGAUGGCCUUGGUCACAAAGCUGUAGUCCUGGCAUUAAUGGAAGAGUGAGAGGGAUAAAGAAUAAAAUGCUAGAGGCAUUGAUUCUCAUUUAAGUGCUAUUUAAAUAAUUUAAACUUGUCUUAUUAAAAAGUCUUGAUAUUCUUACAGGCUUUCUUCGGGUCAACGAUAGUGUCUUCUGUUCU